GUCUGGACCAAGAGGAACCAGAGUCACUACAUAUGAAAGAGGAGGAGGUGGAAAUCUGCACCAGUCAUGAGGGAGAACAGCUUGAAGUGAAGCAGGAGGCUGAUACAUUAAUGUUGACUCCUGGAAAUGAGGAAAGUGACCACAUGGAACCAGGAAGAAAUGAGGAAGAUGUGGAUCUUCAGCACAGACUCCAUAUGAAGUGGAGCCCUGUAAUAAAGUUACAGAGUACAGAGCUUCCACAGCAGCAUGUCUGUAAAGAGGAACCAGAGCCACUACAGAUUAAAGAGGAGCAGAAGAAAACCUGCACCAGUCAUGAGGGAGAACAGCUUGACGUGAAGCAGGAGGCUGACACAUUAAUGUUGACUCCUGAUAAUGAGGAAAGUGACCACAUGGAACCAGAACCAGACAGUGACCACCAGCUCCUCUCUCACAGCUCUCCUGUAGCUCAGAGUCAAGAUCAGACAGGAAGUCACCAUGUGGAAAAAAACAUAAUGGAACAUGAGGAAGAUGUAGAUCUGCAGCACAGACUCCAUAUGAAGUGGGGACCUGUAAUAAAGUUACACAGGACAGAGAAGGAGGUUCUCACUGAGCAAGAGGAACCAAAGUCACUACAGAGUAAAGAGGAACAGAAGACGAUCUGCACCAGUCAUGAGGGAGAGCAGCUUGACGUCAAGCAGGAGGCUGAUACAUUAAUGUUGACUCCUGAUAAUGAAGAAAGUGACCACAUGGAACCAGAAACAGACCACCAGCUACUCUCUCACAGCUCUCCUGUAGCUCAGAGCCGAGAUCAGACAGGAAGUCAUCAUGUUGACUCUGUGUCUAAUAGAAAAACAGAGUCAAAGCCACGCAAGAGACGUAACAGAACCAAAGUAGAAAACUGUCACACAACAAAGAUUGUGUCUGAAACUCACACAAGUAAAAAGUGUUUUAAAUGUAACACUUGUGGAAAAGAUUUCACUCAUAAGUCUAAAUUCAUUAUACAUAUGAGGAUCCACACAGGAGAGAAAAUGUUUUCUUCCACAAUUUGUGCUAAAAGUUUGAGAAAAAAAAAUGUGGUUCACAUGAGAAGUCACACAUGUGAGAAGCCAUAUUCUUGUAAAACAUGUGGAAAGUGUUUUUAUCGAAGGUUGCACAUGAUCGAACAUGAAAGAAUUCAUACAGGUGAGAAGCCACUUUCCUGUAAAACAUGUGAUAAACGUUUUAGUCGGAAUGGGGAUUUGAAAGUCCAUGAAAGAAUUCACACAGGUGAGAAGCCACAUUCCUGUAAAACAUGUGCAAAGUGUUUUAUUCGAAGGUCCCAUUUAAUAGUCCAUGAAAGAACUCACUCUGGCGAGAAGCCCUAUUCCUGUGAAACAUGUGGAAAGUGUUUUAGUCAAAGUUCGUAUUUGAUAGUCCAUGAACGAAUUCAUUCUGGUGAGAAGCCCUAUUCCUGUAAAACAUGUGGAAAGUGUUUUAAGCAUGGUUCAGCUUUGACCGAACAUGAAAGAAUUCAUUCUGCUGAGAAGCCAUAUUCCUGUGUAACAUGUGGAAAGAUUUUUAGUCGAAAGGCAUAUUUGAUGAUCCAUGAAAGAAUUCAUUCUGGUGAGAAGCCAUAUUCAUGUGUACCUUGUGGAAAGAGUUUUAGUCGAAAGGCACAUUUGAUGAGCCAUGGAAGAAUUCACUCUGGUGAGAAGCCAUAUUCCUGUAAAACAUGUGGGAAGUGUUUUAGUCGGAGGGAUGGAUUGACAAUUCAUAUCAGAGUUCACACAGGAGAGAAGCCAUAUUCCUGUGAAACAUGUGGAAAGUGUUUUAUGCGAAGGUCAAAUUUGACAGUCCAUGAAAAAACACACAGGUGAGAAGCUAUAUACCUGUAAAACAUGUGGAAAAUAUUUUCUUUGAAGGCCAUGGAUGAAAGUCCAUGAAAGGACUCAC
Solea senegalensis (Senegalese sole) is the source of this 1911-nucleotide messenger RNA. RefSeq names its product zinc finger protein 883-like. The record is from RefSeq and is a predicted model, not a curated record. NCBI's taxonomy places the organism in Eukaryota, Metazoa, Chordata, Actinopteri, Pleuronectiformes, Soleidae. Bases 33 to 1835 code for a protein of 600 amino acids. Gene Ontology annotation, cellular component: nucleus. The transcript has 3 exons.